Molecule: messenger RNA, 6397 nt
Organism: Anopheles moucheti
Lineage: Eukaryota; Metazoa; Arthropoda; Insecta; Diptera; Culicidae
Gene: aop
Product: ets DNA-binding protein pokkuri
Exons: 7
Coding region: 1378-4059 (893 amino acids)
Biological process (GO): regulation of transcription by RNA polymerase II; cell differentiation
Cellular component (GO): nucleus
Molecular function (GO): DNA-binding transcription factor activity, RNA polymerase II-specific; sequence-specific DNA binding
Source: RefSeq, a predicted model, not a curated record
GCGAACGGAGCGUUUAUUCUUCGGCUGCUGCUGCGAGAAAACACGCGCCACCGAAAAAGAACACUUUUCGAAGUUUCGUCGUGUAACAACAGCCAGUUGGAUGGUUGAAGAUUUUCCGUGAACAAUCCAGUGAACUUUGGUUGCCGAUUUUUUCGUUAUAACAAGUGUUGCACCCCUAAACCAAUACGCACCAGUUAAAAUGUAAAGUGUAUGUAAAGCGGAAAGAGAAAAAACACCGAGCAAUAUUAGAUGCACAACGGUCGUACCCAGAGAGCGCCGUAGCUUAGCGCCGCAUCUCUGUGUUGGUUAGGUGUAUGUGUGUGUGCGUACAGGCGCGCGGUUGUGUGUGCCCCCGUCGUAGGCUUUUGUUUGCCGUGUUGUGUUCCGUUUCCGUUUAGCGAGCCAUUACAUACUGCGAGCGAAUUUCCUUCCGGCGAUUUUUCCUUUGCAAGAUAUGGUGUGAAAACAAGGCAGAAAGAAAAGAGAAAAAAAAGAAAAGAUACAAGUGCCCGUGCUUAUGUUGUGUGCGUGAGCGUAUGUGUGCAGCAGUGUUAUCAAACCCCCCGGAUAGCAAGAAAGAAAGAAAAGCGGUAAGAAAGCGUGUGUAUUUUCGGUGUUUAUUAUUGGGUGGUUUUGUGUAUUUCCACACAGGAAUUUCGGUGUGUUUUGAUUGAUUCGAGGCGGAAAUAAAACCCACAGCUGAAGAUCGGAGAGUGCGCGUUUUGGGGGAGGGAAAUUUUCCGAUCAGUUUUCCCGCGCUUCUUAGAUUUAAAUACGCGUGUGUGCUUGUGCGCGUGUGUGUAUUGAAUUGUGAGCCUGUCGCACUGGAAAGAAUCAACACAAUUCUGCCGGCGCGCAGUCGUCAUCACCAAUAGCAACCAAUACACAAAAUCCGGCGAAGAAAAGCGAAUCCCAAAAGGACUUUCCCGGAAGCGAACGACCGAAAGAGAAAGAUAUAUUUAUAUAUGGACAGAGGAGUAGUACAUAAAAACGGGAGAGUCUGAUUUAGACACAAGCAACAAGUUGCUUCAUCGGAAGAAAAGCGUGUGCGAACUCAGCGUCAGAAUUUUUGACAGAGUGAGAGCAGGCGAACCUUUUUCCUGGUGGAAGUUACAACUUUGCUUUUCGCGGAUGUCGCUUCGGUGUUCAACAUUAUUGGAAACAUAACUACAGAAAUUCCUGGAUGUAUCGCAUCUCGUGAGAUUGUCCCGGAUUCGUUGCAGCCAUAUUAUCGACGAUCGAUAGCAUACUAGCACGAUUGCGGCCAUCAUUCGUGAACACCAGGCUAGCAGUGCAGCGGUGUCCGGGCAGGACGUAGUAACCAGCGCCAUCCAACCGCCGUCCACCGCCGCUGCAGCCAUCUUUGCCGCCGCCGCCAUGAAGCUAUUACCGAUCCCGCUCUCCCCGCUAAAUGCGCCACCACCGCUAGGGCUAUGGAACUCAGAGCUGCUAUGGCGCUACCCGCCAGCACCACCGAGCCCACUGGCCGACCUAAAGACACAGCUUCCGUCCCAGCUCAACACGGACCCACGCAUCUGGGGCCGGGAUGAGGUGGUUGUUUUUCUGCGCUUCUGCGAGCGGGAGUUCGAUCUGCCCAAGUUCGAUCUGGAUCUCUUUCAAAUGAACGGCAAAGCGUUGUGCGUGCUGACAAAGAACGAUCUUGCCGAGCGCAGCCCCGGCGCCGGUGAUGUGCUACACAACGUGCUGCAGAUGUUGAUCCGGGACGCACAGACACUGCACCGGCAUCUUCCGAGCAGUCCGGUCACACCGACCGGUCGCUAUCCGCUCUCGCCGCACAGCCACCCGCCCACACCGAACUGGAGUGCGCUUGCACCCCCGGACAGUCCGUUCUUUCACAGUUCGCACCUGCAGCAGUUUAUGGCCGCGUCCAACUCGGUCACACUCAGCCCGGCACCGUCGAUCGAUUCGCAGGCCGGCAGUCCACCUUCACAGAGCCACGCCGAACAGAACGUGUUUCAGCAGCAGCAGCAGCAACAACAGCAACAAUCCAAGUCCUCCGGAGCGGGCUCAUCCUCAUCGUCCUCUUCCUCGUCAUCGUCGACCAAUGGAAGUGCCGGUAGUGGUGGUGGCAACGCCAACGGAAAUGGUACCGGUCCCAACACGAACGGCACAUCGGCUGGAAAUGGUAGCAACAGUCUGAUCAGCAGUAGCAGCAGCAGUAGCGCAGCGAGCAGUACCAGCAGCAGCGUCAGCAAUCAAUCCGACUCGGACGAAGAUAACACAACGGUGGGCAAUGGUACCGGCGCGACCUCCACAACGGGUGGUUCCACCGGGAACGGAUUCCAUCCACUGCCCCUAUCACAUCCGGACAGUAAAUUGCCACUGAUCGCAACGCAUCCACCGCAGCAGAGCCCUCCGCUGACACCGAUCUCGAAGGAAACGCAGCACCUCGGUCAGCUGCAACUGCUCGACACGAAAACGCUACAGUACCCGGUAUCGUCGCUGCUAAACGGUUCCAGCAGCAAUGGUGGAUCAUCGUCCCGCGACCGUGACUCAUCCUCGUCGGUCGGUGGAUCUUCGGCGAGUGCAUCGUCGAAUGCGGCAGCCGCCGCAGCAGCGAUGGCCGCGGCCGUACUCGGUCUGAAGGGUGCCGCCUCCAAUGGUAGCGGUUCGUCCGGUUCGUCAGGAUCCAAUUCGGCUCCAAGUACCCCCGGUGCGUUCCUACCCGUGAAGCGCGAGUUCUUCCCCGACAAUCCGGAACCAAAUACAAUUUCGUCCGGUUCGCUUUCAGACGGCCGACUGCUGUGGGACUUCUUGCAGCAGCUGCUGAACGAUCCGAGCCAGCGGUACAGCAGCUAUAUCGCGUGGAAGUGCCGCGAUACGGGCGUGUUCAAGAUCGUCGACCCGGCCGGUUUGGCGAAGCUGUGGGGCAAACAGAAGAACCAUCUCUCGAUGAACUACGACAAGAUGUCGCGCGCCCUGCGCUACUACUACCGCGUCAACAUACUCCGGAAGGUGCAAGGUGAACGGCACUGCUACCAAUUCCUCCGCAAUCCGACGGAGCUGAAGAGUAUCAAAAACAUCUCACUGUUGCGGCAAACGAUGGCAGCUAGCCAGGCCGCAGCAGCCGCCGCUGCGGCACAAUCCGGAAGCGGCAGUGAGCGCAACGGUGACCGAGUGUCUGCGAGCAAUGGGUCAUCCAGUGCCGCCAAUUCGCUAAUGUCGCUGCUCCCGAACGGGGCAAACAUUCAUCAUCUGGCCGCCGCAGCAGCUGCCGCUGCCGCAUCUCAGAACGGGCCGCUCUCGCCUUCGUCCUCGUCGUCGUCCUCAUCGCCAUCAUCCCUGCACCAUCAUCAUCACCUGCAGCAGCAGCAGCAGCAACAGCAGCAGGCACUCCAUUCGCAUCAUCUCGCAGUACAAAAUGGUUCGGGACCGCACCAUCGUAACAUUAAGAUGGAAACCGACCUGGACGACCUGAAGCCGACCGAUCUCAGCACGAACGAUCGCAAGUUCAGCUACGGAUCGCCGGUCAACGGUACCGAUUGUUAUCCACUGAUACGAAACGCUAAUGGACUGACGACAAUUCAGCUGCUCCGACAGCAGCAACAGCAGCAGCAGCAACAACAAUCGGAAGCUGGUUCGCCGCCGUCCUCACCAACGCCCCUGUCGAUCAAUUCGCAAUCGCUGCACACGAUCAGCAGCAACCUGCACCAUCUGCAUCAGCAGCAGCUACAGGCACAGGCGGCAGCAGCGGCAGCUAUUGCGGCGGCGGCCGAAGCUCGCCACCAGCAGGACGACCAACCGGACCAUCCCACCCACCAUCAUCUGCAGCAUCCGCACGCACACCACCAAUCGCACCACCACUCAGCGCGAAACGGCAGCCGAAGCAGCAGUACGAGCGGCACUAGCGAGCACGACCAUCAUCGGGAACCGCACGACCGGGAGCGUGAUACACCAUCGCCCGCCAACAGCGAAUCGUCUUCCCAUCCUGCUACAGCAGCAACCACCCAGCAGCAUCAUCACAUGCACGUGAAAAGCGACGACGACAGCAUGAUGCCAACGGAUCUGAGCAAAUCCGAACCGAUGUACUACAAGUGAGCGGGCAUGUGAUGCGGAUUGGAACGCGAAACUAGCGUGCAAACAGCAGCAGCAGCAUAUGAUCUCAGCCAGUAUAACACAGGAUCAUCCGCCGAGUGGAGUGUAGUGAACAAGGCCACUAAGAAGAAAGUCUGUGUGCCAUCAGCGCGUUUCGCGUAUCCGUUCCGUGCUUUUCCUUCGAUAUGUCGUCACAAAACACACCCACACACCAAUUACCGAUCAUUACCACCGUUUAAUAAGUUGUGUUAUAACCGUAUAAACUCCGCUUUUGCCCACAUUUCCUGUGAUUGGAAUGUACUGAAUCCCUUUCCUCCCUCCCUCCUCCCCUUGACAAACGGCGAAGCUGUUAGAAAUGAAACUUAGAAUUAGGAAGAGUUGACUGAACACUGUAGUAAAGAGAAGGGAAAAGUUGUUGUACAUUGAAUUCGAAGAUGGAGAGAUAGAGAAGAUGAGAGAGAAGGAUGGACCAAACCAGCCUCCGGGAAAACUUUCAUACACACAAAACUUACUAUGUGCCAAUCUGAUUUGUUCUACGGUUUUUAAUCGCGUUCAGAGUUUAUAAAAGAGGGUCAGAUGCUAAAUGUUUAUAAAAGGGAAGAGAAAAUGAAAUUCAACUGAAAUAGGAUGUGAAACAAGACGAUGUGAAAAUAAUGUUUGAACUAACUGGAGCCAGCACCGCCCAAGCUCGCUUCAUACGGCGGGCAAUGGCAAAUGGCGCCCAAUAUAUGCAUAUAAAUAAUAAUUAAUUCAUUUGUAUAUGUACUCCAUGAUUUUUUUUUUUAGUACUUUCACAGCACCUCCUCGUGUGUUUCCACUCCACAAAUUAGGAUCCAACGGACACAACAUCCAAUACACACAAUACACAACUUGGAACCAUUUAUUGUACAGAUAGUUUAAUUCUUUGGUAGCAACAAUUGUUAGUUGUAUUAAGAGAGUGUUACGGUCAGACGGAGUGUGGAAACUGUAAAACAGCUUGAUAAUUCUUCCAUGUUUUUUUUUGUUUUGGUUUCCAUUAGAACUAUUUUUUUUUAUUACAAAUUAAUUGAUUUAGCUAAGAAUAGUUCAAGAAUCGCGCCCGGGAUGAUCUAAUUGAUAUCCCUUUUUUGUUUUGGUUUCUACAUCGGAAGGCCAAGGACGUAAAGCCUGGGCAAGCGAAGCGAAGUACAAGCAGAGAAGUCAGUUUUGCGGUUGACUUCAGGUAAAGGGCGGCAAUGACUCAACGGAAUGCUGCUGCUGUGGGGUUCCCCCCGCACUCGAAACACUCACCAUUGCGUUUUUUUCUGUGUUUUUUGUUUGGGAAAGUGAGUGGCAGAGCGAGAGCAGAUUUGAAUAGGAUUUGUUUUUCUUUUUUAAUUGUUUUCCAACCCCCCCGUUCCAUUAUAUGUGUUGUUUAGCCAUGUAAGCGAUGUAGCUGUAAGUGACAUACAUUUUACGUGUACCUUUAAAAGUAAACUUCCGUCAACCCCACACCCCACAAAAGCAACAAACACCCCUUUCAAAUUGGCUUCCAGGUUAGGCAGAAGAUAGAAAAAGAGCGAGAGAGAAAGCGAUAAAGAGAAACGGAUUUAUAAACCAUGUUCAAUAUUACAAUUCGCUAUAAUACGGACGGUAAGAAGGAUCGGAUAGCAGCUACACAUUAUGUUGGAAUUAAAUGUGAUUAAGAUGAAGUGAAGCGUACCAAGUGCACAUAUAGGAGAAGAAAACAAACAAAAACAAAAUACUUAUCAGCACUAAAAAGCGCUCACGGCACACACGCACACGCGCGGUGGAUGCUUGUGGGCGUCCACAUAAAUUUAGACUUUAGACAAAAAGGCAUACAAGCAAGAGGAUCGUUUAGUAGCGUGCGUUUUGUUGUGUUAUGGUGCAGGAUAUGGAAAGAGAGUGCAAACACGUGUGUGUGUGUGUUAGGGUUUUCAUGUUUCACUUUGCGCUAAACUUAGCUAGGAAUAUGAUUGAUAGUGUUUAAAUAAUCGCUGGGGAAUUUUGGGGAAAUAUGGGAAUAUGAAGAGAUAUGAUGAAAAUGGUAAAACAGCGAUCGGUAACGCCCCAGGGGAAACGAAACACAGUGUGUUGUACGCGCCGCUCUCAAAACAACAUCCCGGGUAGGUUUAGUUUCGUUUUAUUAUUUUUUAAGUAGCGUAAACUGUGAGAAGUGUGGCUUUAGUGGCGACCAAUGCAAACGAAAUCUUCCUUAUUAUGUGUUUUUUUGUUUUGUUCGACUUUAGUUUUUUGUAUAUCUGUAUAUUGUACCCCCAAACAACUCCGCUCCACGAUAUAGGUUAUGGAACAUAGUUUUCUUUCUCUUUUUUUGUAAAUAUAGUAAACCAACGCUUAGUUA